ACUGAGUAUUUUUCUAAUUUUAACUAAUGACUUGCUAAUACAUGUGUAAUACUGAACAGGUAUCGAAAUGCGCUGGGGCGUCAAUUCUUGGCGCAAAUAAAAACGCUGCAAAUCGGUAAAAUUCUUAUCAAUAUUGCAAGUAUUGCUUAAUUUAUCCAGUGUCAAGUCAAUACACCUUAAUGAUUAAUACAUAUAUUUUAUAAUGUUAUCUUGGCUUAUGCUUGGGCACCUUCAAUUAUUAGUUUAUUAAUUAAAAUGUUCAUAUAAACUGACAGUUCAGUUAACUGACAAGUUGAAAUCAGACAACUGGUUGUCAGUAAAUCACUCAAAUCCACACUGAAAUGCAUACCAUAUGCAAACCUGCAAUAAUUUUCAUCGAAACAAUCGAUAAGCAAGGCAUAAUUUAAGUAAAGUAUUCGCGAAAAAAACGAAAAUGAUGCGAGAUGACUAAGGGGGUUGCGAUUCGAUGCCAAAACUCGCUGGCCGGCAAGAAUGCAAACUGACGAGUGUGAGACCCGGACGAACGAAAUGGGUUUCUAGAUUAUCGGCCGGUUAUUAGCGGGAGUUUUGAAUUUUUAAGACAAUAAAAAUUCACUGGGUGAUGUGUGUUCAAGUUCAAGAAAUCCCGAAGUAAACAGACUACAAGUUGCAGUCAUUCAACUAGUAACCUCUCGCCCUAAAAAACAAUUUUUCGAAAACAGGCAUCAGCACAACCAACAAAACUGUCACAGAAAGAGAGGUUAAGGUAAAGAAGCGGCUUUUGAGAAGACUAUAGUGACCAAAACAAAUAAUUAGCCGUAGCAGAAUGGAUAAGUCUUUGAAAGGGAAAUCGCUGCUUAUUGGCUCCGUUUCACACACACCUCGGUCUAGCUUUGCAGGCAAAUCAAUGGUCCAAAAUCGCAGCUUAAAUGAGUCGCGGCAAAACACCAGAACUUCAGUCCAGGUCGUUUUAAAAGGCUUGUCCAAUACUGUAGAACGAUUUGGGUUACCCAUUCCUGUACAGGUAGAAGAAGCAUUUUCAUUUUCCGAUAAAAACACUGUAAUCACAGCAAAAGUGUCUGAAUCCGGUUAUGCGUGGGUGGUUUGUGGUAGAAAGCUCUUGGUAUGGAGAUACCAAAACAUUAAAUCUAAUGCAUCUCCUAAAAAAUGGAGUUUUCCGAUUUGCCAUGAGCUGAGGCUGCCACAGAGUGAUUUGGCUCAUAGAGCUGAGUUGGUUGCAGUAUAUCUGAGCAAAAACGCAAAACAUCCAUCGUGUGUAGCAGUAUCUCCAGAAGGAAUGGUCCGUUAUUGGUUGGAUAUCACCCAUGAUCAUCGUUCUGUUGAUCAGAAUGUAGAUUUAAAUGGUGAAGAAUGUGAUAGCUUGAUUGAGGCUGGCAUUCUUGGAUGUGUAUUUGUAACCACUUCAUGUACCGUGGUGUUGGUACAACAUAAGCCCGGAAGUUACGAGGAACAAUUGAACUGUCGAACUUUGAAGACGCCCGCAAGCUGGCUGGGGGGAUUCAGUAAGAGAGUAACAUCAAUAUUCUUUGGUCCAAUGUCAAGCGAUCAAGGAAAUGAGAAUAGAAUAAUACGACUGCUGUCAGUCCCAGGUAUUCAGCAGAUUUGCAAUAUUUAUGUCUUGGCGGGCCUCAAUUUUCAAAAAUGGAUUUUAAAUGACAAAGAACCGGAGCAACUAUGUUGGUCAUCCGAUUUAUCAAGGGUGGUUAAGGAUGCAUUUCAGCAACAUUUGGGGCAUUGGGAUGUAAAUGAUUCUGAAGAAGUGGACGCGUGGAUUUUAGACCUACAGCCGGACCGUGAAGGAGUUAUAAUGUUAUGUGCUGCAGUUUAUUUACCCAUGUCACCUAUGAUCCACUAUGCAAUGAUUUCUAUCCCUACAAACGGCCCGACGGUUCCUACAGUACCAAAUGACUUCUUUUUACUAAAAAUUAAUAAUAUGUACAAAGAAAACACCCCUGGCGAUGCUUUGAAUUACAGAUUCAUCCUCUGCGGGAAUAAUGCAUAUUUUUACACUGCCAAAAGUAUAACAGUACUUAAACCAGAAGAAGAACUGGACGUUCUAGAGUUUCUUCAUCCUUCGGAUCAAAUUUUUAGUGGAUGUACUUGCCUGAACGUUCCAAUUUUCUUCUCUCGUCAACAUGGUCUGGUUUCCGUAAUUGCAAGCGAUGCAGACCGAUGCACGCUUGGAGCUUCUUCGUUAGUUUUGGAUACUGGAUCGGGUACGGAUCAGUCAUGUUCUGCCGGUGGUCAAAACCUGUCUCUCUAUCAACUUGAUCCGCACGAAAUAUACACAGCCCAUCAGCAGACUGAUGGUCAACUUAAAGCUGCUUUUAUAUUUCACGUGAAGAAUCAACUGACUGAAUGUUAUGACAUGGUUAAUAAACUGUUUCCGACUGAUGCACCAAUCAUACCGGGAUUCGACGGUCCUUUAGAUACCGUCGUAAUAAAGAUAGCGAAGGACAUUUUGGACGACAUUCCUGCUGGAGACCAUAGAUGGAAUAUUGAGGGGCAUAGCACACAAGGUCUUGGCAGCUCAAAUUCUAUGCUCGUCUUCCACCAACUGAAGAACAAACAACGCGCAUUUGCUUUAUAUUUAAAAUUUCUGCAAGAAUCUGGUUUAUGGAAUAAAUUAACUGGCCUGACCAUUCGAUGUGGAAUGACGACUACGAUCCAAGUGCUUGGAGAAUUAGCAGAAAAAAAUACAGCCGCAAUCAUCAUGAAAAGUUUGCCAUUGGGCGUUGUACUGGAAGAUAGUAUUAAACGGGCAGUUAAAAAUUACACUAAGGCUGAAAAAUCUGUCUUAUCAGAGCAAGACAUAUUCUUCAGAGAGGUUACAAGAAUUCAAGAAGGGAUUUUAUGCUGUGCCGAAGUGUGCGAAAAUGCAUGUCAUUCCGCAAUGCAGCCGGAAGCAGUCGCCAGAACUUUGCAUGAAGGCAAUCAAAUUAUUCUUACAGUUUUAACCGAAACUCUACAAUAUCGACAGCAAACAGCGGAAUCAUUCCAAUUAAAUGAUGUCGCUAAAUCGAUGAACCUGGAGUAUCUUCCUUGGACUGCUGCAGGUGGACCGGAAGGGAUAGUAGAUGCACUGAUGUUGCAGCAAUCACUUACCCUGAAUUACGGUCUGAAGGUAGAUGUUCAACGAGAACUUACAGCAGUGCUUUUGGACGAAUUUGUCAUGCUUACUGAUAUUAUCUUAGAUGGGAGAAAAACUCACAUUUCCACAGUAAAAUCAGCGCAAGAGAAACCUUUAUACAAGCAAUACUGUUCUGACAGGAAUAAACUCAUAAAACCAUUGAUUGCGAUAAAGGCUUAUCAAAAGGCUGCAAUACUAGCAGAAAAGUACCUUGAUUUUGAGGUUUUAAUGAAUAUUUGUGAUGAAAAUAAAGAUGAAGACCGAUUGAAUGAAUAUAUGCGAAGAUUUAAGGAUACCUCAUUCCCGGAGUAUGUUUACAAUUGGUAUUUGAGAGAAGGAAAGCAUGCCAGGUUACUAAACAGGUAUCGUAAAAUAGGAGACUGUCUUCCCGAAGGACGAGAGAAACUUGCCCGGUUUCUAUCAGCUUAUCCAACCCUUAGCUGGAUGCAACAGAUUUAUGAUAGGGAUUUCAGUUCAGCCUCUGAAACCUUAAGGAUCUUGGCAGAAAAUGAAACUGAAUUAGUCACCAGACAGAAAGCCAUGUAUAGUUUAAGCAAAUUAGCUAAGCUCGCAGCGCCUCUCGCAAGUGAUACAUCAGAUCUCAUUGCGGAAGUUAACAAACGUCUGGAGCUUAUAUCCUACCAAGAAGGCAUUCCAGAUUACGUUCUACAACAGCACGGAUUCGAUUGCAAAAAUCCGAAAGUAUUCAAACCAAGGGAAUUGAUUGCUUUAUACAUCAGCGAAGAAUACGUUGACUCCUCAGAAAUCGAUUUCCAGAAAGCUUUAGAUGUUGCUGCUUUCGUCGACGACGAAUCAGAAAGAGUAGAGAUAGUAUUGCAAAUUUGGAGAGCAGCUUUGUUGAGGGACAGCUGGAGCUUUCAUAACUUGGAUGAUCCUAUUGAAUGUUUACAAAAUACUAUGUUCUUCAGGGUAGUGGAUCUGGCUAUAGCGCUGAAUUAUAAUCCGAGCAAGCUACUGCCGCCAAUCGAUAUGUUAUUGGAUGAUCGAGUUUUAGACACUCUUAAGCGGAAUGUGAAUUUUGAGUUGCUUUUAAAAAUGGGCUAUGAACAUUUUUAUCGGACCCAACUAUUAUAAUUUUUUUGUUUUUUUUUGUUACGCGCCACCCAACUUCGGUAGGAUCAUUCGGUGUCUAUUAGAACCAUUUGUUUAUUAGAACCAAGGCAGAUAACGAUGAUAAGACUUAGAUGGAACUUUCUACUUAAUCAAUAACCGGGCUAAAUUGUGUUUUUAUAGUAAUUAAUUGGCUUUUACAUAACGUUCGAAUUUUUAUAUUUCUUUAACAAAUAAAAGCAUAUUUAGGAAUGUU
Messenger RNA from Dendroctonus ponderosae (mountain pine beetle), 4457 nucleotides. It is a transcript of the gene Nup133, whose product is annotated as nuclear pore complex protein Nup133. The coding region runs from base 806 to 4225 and encodes 1139 amino acids. The transcript is spliced from 13 exons. Gene Ontology annotation, molecular function: structural constituent of nuclear pore; protein binding. NCBI's taxonomy places the organism in Eukaryota, Metazoa, Arthropoda, Insecta, Coleoptera, Curculionidae. The record is from RefSeq and is a predicted model, not a curated record. Gene Ontology annotation, cellular component: nuclear pore outer ring. Gene Ontology annotation, biological process: protein import into nucleus; poly(A)+ mRNA export from nucleus; transcription-dependent tethering of RNA polymerase II gene DNA at nuclear periphery.